GGCGGGGGCGAGAGGCGGUACCGGCCCCCACCGACCUCAAACUUUCAUUAACUCGCCAGCACCGGCGGUGGCUCCGGGUCUGGCACGGCACCGGCACCGGUACCGGCACCGGCAGCGGGGCCGGGAGUGGCGGAGCGGCGUCCCCGCGGGCCCACCCGGCGCAGCGGGAGGGGCCAGGCGGCGGCAUGGGCACGCUGAGCCCUGAGCUGGCCCCGCUCAGCGCCCAGUCCCGGCGCUGCCGUGUACUGCAGCCACUUCAUCUCCAGCUCUCACCGGGGGAGAGCUCACAGGGCCCCUGCUCCUGCUCACGGCCCCUGACGCCCACCUGCCAGGAGGCCAGCAGCCAGCUGGCUGCAAGGUCGUCUGUCCACACCAGCUUGCUCUGACGGCGGAUUGAAGUGCACCAGUGCUGGUGCCACAGCCAGCGCGACGGAGAGCAGACGGGCAAGGGACCCCACGGCGGGCAGCUGGCACCACGCUCCAGCCUCCAGGGAUGGCCGAUAAAUGCAGUGAGGGGCUGCUGAACGGCGCCGUGCCUGGGGAGCGGGGCAAGCAGGACAAGAGUGUCAAGCGUGGCAACUGGGGCAACCAGAUCGAGUUCGUGCUGACCAGCGUGGGCUACGCCGUGGGGCUGGGCAACGUCUGGCGCUUCCCGUACCUCUGCUACCGCAAUGGGGGAGGUGCCUUCAUGUUCCCCUACUUCAUCAUGCUGGUGUUUUGUGGCAUCCCCCUCUUCUUCAUGGAGCUCUCCUUCGGGCAGUUUGCCAGCCAGGGCUGCCUCGGCGUCUGGAGGGUCAGCCCCAUGUUCAAAGGCGUGGGCUACGGGAUGAUGGUGGUGUCCACAUACAUCGGGAUCUACUACAACGUGGUGAUCUGUAUUGCCUUCUACUACUUCUUUGUGUCCAUGACGCGUGUGCUGCCCUGGGCGUACUGCAGCAACAGCUGGAACACGGCCGACUGCGUGGCGGUGCUGAACCUCUCCAGCCGCACCGCCCUCAGCAACUUCAGCGAUUUCGACAACGUCACCCAAAAACGCACCAGCCCCAGCGAGGAGUACUGGAGGAGGUACGUGUUGGAGCUGUCGGAUGACAUCGGGAACCUGGGUGAGGUGCGGCUGCCCCUCCUGGGCUGCCUCGGCGUCUCCUGGGUCGUUGUCUUCCUCUGCCUCAUCAAGGGCGUCAAAUCCUCGGGGAAGGUGGUGUACUUCACGGCCACCUUCCCCUACGUGGUGCUCACCAUCCUCUUUGUGCGCGGCAUCACGCUGGAGGGGGCCCUCACCGGCAUCACGUACUACCUGACGCCCCAGUGGGACAAGAUCCUCAAUGCCAAGGUGUGGGGUGACGCAGCCUCACAGAUCUUCUACUCGCUGGGCUGUGCCUGGGGCGGGCUCAUCACCAUGGCCUCCUACAACAAGUUCCACAACAACUGCUACCGGGACAGCAUCAUCAUCAGCAUCACGAACUGCGCCACCAGCGUCUACGCCGGCUUUGUCAUCUUCUCCAUCCUGGGCUUCAUGGCCAGCCACCUGGGCGUGGACAUCUCCAAGGUGGCCGACCACGGUCCUGGCUUGGCCUUUGUCGCCUACCCCGAGGCCCUCACGUUGCUUCCCAUCUCGCCCCUCUGGUCCAUCCUCUUCUUCUUCAUGCUCAUCCUCCUGGGGCUGGGUACACAGUUCUGCCUGCUGGAGACGCUGGUCACGGCCAUCGUGGAUGAGGUGGGCAACGAGUGGAUCAUCCGGAAGAAGACCUUUGUGACGCUGGGGGUGGCCGUGGCAGGCUUCCUGCUGGGCAUCCCCCUCACCACCCAGGCGGGCAUCUACUGGCUCCUGCUGAUGGACAACUAUGCUGCCAGCUUCUCCCUGGUCAUCAUCUCUUGCAUCAUGUGUGUGGCCAUCAUGUACAUUUACGGGCACCACAACUACUUCAAGGACAUUGAGAUGAUGCUGGGCUUCCCACCCCCACUCUUCUUCCAGAUCUGCUGGCGCUUCAUCUCGCCCGCCAUCAUCUUUUUCAUCCUGGUCUUCACAGUGAUCCAGUACCAGCCCAUCUCCUACAAUGAUUACGUCUACCCCACCUGGGCCAUCAGCAUUGGCUUCCUCAUGGCGCUCUCCUCCGUCAUCUGCAUCCCCAUCUACGCCAUCUACAAAGUGUGCCGCUCCGAGGGGGGCACGCUGCUGGAGCGCUUGAAAAAUGCUACCAAGGCAAGCAAGGACUGGGGCCCAGCGCUGGCAGAGCACCGUAGUGGGCGCUACGCCCCGGCAUUCAGCCCCUCCACCGAGUCCCACCUGGAGGUGCAGCCCCUGCAGCCGGAGAAGGGCCGGAGUGAGGCGGCAGAUGCCUCCCCCAUGCAGGGCAGCAACGGCUCAGCGCACAGCCAGGACUCCAGACUGUGACCCCCUGCCGUCCCCGCACCCCCUCUAACCCCUCCCGCGCGGUGACACUUUCGCACCUUCCGCUGGCGGAGCCUGGCUCCGGGCCACACUGGACCGCAGGGGGCUCUCAGUGCCCAUCCCUGAGACCCCACCACCUCCUCGCCGGUUAACUCCCCCCUGCCCCCCCCACCCCCCCCCCCCAUGGCGUUCGUUAACCCUCGUGUUUACGGUAACCUUUGUGCGCGACGCUGGGACGAGAGAGGAGGGGGCACAGCUCCAGGAGGGCCGGGAGCCAGAGGCACUUUGCAGGGGCCCUGCCCUGGGGGGAUGCACAGGAUUUGGGGCGGGGGGCAGGAUGCCCCCCCGGCUCCCGGCCCCCUGCAGCUGGGCAGCCUGCCCUGCCAUGGGGCACCCUCCUGGCCUACCCCUAGCGAUGAUGUGGAAUAGGACUGGGGCUGGGGCUUGCAGGGACUGCCUGUGGCCACCCAAAGCUGUAUGUGCACAAGACCGUUGUGGUGGGGGUUGGUACUGUAGGGACCCGCAGUGGGUCCUGGGUGGGCACCUGCUGUGGCUCAGAGUCUGCAGGGUCCCACGGGUGGCCAUGGCCAGGGACAGUGGCAGGCACUGGGCCAGCACAGGGAGACGGCGAGCACCCUGCCUGCAUGGGCAGCGGGAUCUCACGGCACAAGACACAAGCACUUAGAGCACACGUGUGUGCAUGUGCGUGUCCCUCACGAACACAGUACAGGCACGCACAUGGCACACGUGGGCACGCACAUACGCAUGGUACUGUGGGGCUGUACAGGUGGCGAGCUGGUAUGCCCCCCCGCCCCAUGCACUCCCGCACCCCGCAGUAACCUGCAGCCCUGCUGGGGGGCCCUGGGUGCCUGUCUAUGUGACCAGGCACUGCCCGCAAAGUUGGGCACAGCCGUAAGCAGCGUGGGCACAGCCUGGUGCUGCUGCCUGCCCUGCAGCAGGGCAGGAGGCUGGGGAGCACUUAAGCCUGACUGAGGGGUGAUGGGGCAGGGCCGGGGUCCAGCUCUCCCCAGCAACCCCUGGUACAGGUGGGGAGAAGGGGGGCCUCCCAUGGUGCUAAGGGGGAGCAGAAUGGACUGCCCCCCCCCCCACCUGCUGCUAGCAAGAGGUACCAGCGGAGACACAGAGGGCUGUGCCAGCCCGCUUGCUCCGAGCCAUCCAGGGACAUGAAGUCCCCUACCAGUAUUAGUGGAGCAGGAUACACUGGCAAGGCCGGGCAGUUUUAAAUCUGUCUUCCAGCUCCAGCCAAAGGGCUUGGAGUUCUCAAUUCAGGGUGGAUGGGGUGGGACCUUUCCCACCCCGCUGCUCCCCUCCCAGGCAGCGCCCUGUGCUCCCCAUGCCACAGCCCCGAGGCUGGCACAGGGACACGGUGUGGCUUGGCACGGCGGUGGCGGGUGGUGGGCGCUGAGCCCUGGCAGGAUGUUCCAGCUCCCCCGGCCCUGUCCCAAGCCCCCCGCCGUGCUGCGGUGAGGGGUGCAGGUUCCCGCAUGGUGCCCGUGCCCUGCCCCAUGUGUCACGCUGCUACUCUUCACCUCUAAUUGUUAGCAAUAACGCACGCGUCCCUGGGCAGCACUGCCUGUGCCAGUGUCUCUCCCAGUGUAGAGUUCUAAAGUAUCCUAGAUUUUAAUGAGAUUUGUACUCCUGA
Molecule: messenger RNA, 4052 nt
Organism: Phalacrocorax carbo (great cormorant)
Lineage: Eukaryota; Metazoa; Chordata; Aves; Suliformes; Phalacrocoracidae
Source: RefSeq, a predicted model, not a curated record